Ectocarpus sp. CCAP 1310/34 is the source of this 1626-nucleotide messenger RNA. Lineage: Eukaryota; Phaeophyceae; Ectocarpales; Ectocarpaceae. The record is from the annotation of a GenBank genome assembly.
GCUUCCACUGCUGUUCAAUCACGACACUCCUGGCCUCAUCUAUCCAACCUUCGCCACCUCCGCUGAAGCAAAGGGCCUUCAACACCUUCUCCAUUGCUUGUUGCAGCCCAGUCCACCGGUCCGACAGGUUGGAAAUGGCGCGCCGAACCCCUACCAAGCGAGCGGCGAAGACGUACGAACGGCCCGGGCUGUCGGAGGAGGAGAUCGAGGAGAUCAGGGAGGCGUUCAACCUGUUCGACACGGAUGGGUCGGGCACGAUCGACCCCAAGGAGCUCAAGGCGGCGAUGCAGUCCCUGGGAUUCGAGGCUAAGAACCAGACCAUCUACCAGAUGAUCAGUGACAUCGACAAGGACGGCUCCGGUUCGAUCGACUUCGAGGAGUUUCUCAACAUGAUGACGGCCAAGAUGAGCGACAAGGACACGCGGGAAGACAUCAACAAGGUGUUCAACCUCUUCGACGACGACCAAACGGGACACAUUACCCUCAGGAAUCUCAAGCGCGUGGCGAAGGAGUUGGGGGAGACGAUGUCAGACGCGGAGUUGCUGGAGAUGAUCGAGCGAGCAGACACGGACCAGGACGGAGAGAUCAGCGCAGAAGAGUUCUACUCCAUCAUGACCAAGAAAACCUUCACAUAAUUGUUUGUUUUACGCAUUGUGUUUCGUUUACUCGCUAUUUCACCGUUGUUACCUCUGCUUUUCAGUGCCAUGAUUGUAUACAGAGCGCGAAUAUGUAGCAUAGGGUCAUUCCUCUGCAGUAUAGCGUUUCGUGCAGAAUAAUAACUUGUUCGCAACGACGAAAUUUGCCGUUGCUGUGUAUGCGUUUGCUGAAAAAUAAGUUGAAAACGGCGGUAGGUAGGAGCUUGAGGAGAAAGUCCCAUCAUUGGCAGCCAUGGAGGAGAGAAAAGGGGUUAAGCCGGCUCGCUGUACGUCCAUGCCACUUGUCUUGUAUUUCAGGCGCCGAAAAGCAGCGAGAGACCCAGUCAAGGGCCGCCUCGAACUUGGGCAAUUGCUUCCUUGGUUUUCGAUUGGGGACGGCCGGGUCUUUUUUGCAGUCAAAAUGCCAUAUCGAUUCCACCUGUGUACAUAGGCUGUAGUUGUUCGCCUGGGGUUGUCCACACGCGUCUUGAUCGCCGAGUACAAACGAAUUCGAUCCCUGUCGACAGGGUGCAACUAUUUUUUUGCUGGGAUUCUUUUUUUGGGAGCGGCCGCCGGUGGACGCCGCUUCUUCUGUUGAUUAUCGGUUGUUGCCAGGCUUACACUAUUCGCCACCCCACCUUCUUGAAGCGGGGGGGGCAACCAUCGUGCCCCGGCAAACGAUGGAGGAGUGCCGGGCGGACAGCAGUGUUGAGUGUGGUAGCGGUGUCCUUGCCCGUACUCUGCACCUGGGUGUGUCCAGCGAACAUUCAACCGUGUGCUUUUCCCACGUGUUUUUUUGUGCGCACAGAAGAGAGUAUUUCUGCUUGAUGGGCUUUACCGCUGCUUUCGCCAAUCGGAACGACCGCGUACAUGUGUCGUGUUUGGAAUGGUGGGCGGUCCCGAUGUUCUGCACCAAACGCUCUUGGCCCGCGUACUAGUUCUCGACCGUUACAUUGCCCAAUCGGAAUGGCGGGGCGUCCCGCAACAGCAG